Molecule: messenger RNA, 1554 nt
Organism: Suillus plorans
Lineage: Eukaryota; Fungi; Basidiomycota; Agaricomycetes; Boletales; Suillaceae
Exons: 8
Coding region: 1-1554 (517 amino acids)
Source: RefSeq, a predicted model, not a curated record
AUGAUCUUGCAACUUAAGCGAGACGUCAGUGAACUUCAGCAUAUAAUUGGCCGUCUGCAGUCCGAGAAAACCACCCUGGUUCAUGAAAAUAUUUCUCUGAGCACUAAAUGUGAUACCCUACAGACCAUACUCGUCAACAUCAAGAGUGCAAGUUCCACAAGCUCAAUCGUGUCGAAUUCAUUGGAAUCACGGUUAUCACCCUCCGACAGUGCGUCUUCCUCCGACGAACAAAAGCCUAUUCUACUGGAUGGAUUUGUAAGAGAAGAUUAUGACAACGAGCUUAACCCACAAGAUUACCCAUUGGUCCGGUCAUGGACAAAGAAAAGUUGGUUAGAGCAGCUCCCGAAAAAUACAACAGCAAAGCCGGGCUCAUCUGGUCAGCCAUCACGAGGUUCUAGGCGUAUGGCCCAGGGAAUCAAUGUAUCAUGCCAGUACCUCCAGGAUAAGAAAGGCAUCACUGUCACGGCUCAGCGUGCGAAGACCAUCCGCAAUAUCAUGCUUUCCAGUUUCCGACAACUCGAUAGCCAGGGCCUCGCACCUGCAUCCAUUGGCCAAGUGUCCCUCGAUGUCCUGAAUUGGUUGUUCCAUACCCUACGAAGACAUUGUCCCGAACUUCGACUCUGUGUCGACAAUUGGAAAGCGACUAAGCUAAUGAUGGACAACUACUCACAGUGGUAUAAUUAUCACGUCAAGAAGAAAGGUAUCAAACUGGUUAAGCACGAAGACGUGGCUUCCUCUUGCGAGUCGAUCACCGAAGGCAUCCAAAUCGAAUCCCCUGCCGAACCUACCCAAAGCAACCCUACUAGUAAAAGAGCAACCUCACUUGAUACUACCGACAAUGAAGCGGAGCCGGCAAGAAAAAAACAAUGCAUUGAAGAUUUGGAUACCGAGGACACCCAACACAAGUCUGACCACUCUCUUCCUCUGACGCUACAGUCUACUACUCCCGACACUUCUCAUGCAAUGUGCGAUACUCAAGAAAAAGCCUCUGAGUCGACAUCAUCUCUGCGACACGACAAAGGCAAGCAAAAGGAGAUCCCGUCCGAUGUGGAGAUCAGGAGCCCACUUGAUGGGCUUAUCAUCGAACCUAAAGCUACUUCAUCCUCGGCUUAUAGCGCUACAACACUCGCUUCGAAACCAUCGAGUUCUGACACCAGCCUCCCUACGACUGCCGUACCAUCACCAGACCUACCAUCGUCCAACAAUGAUUCGUGUGCCCCAGUAGUACUACGACCUACUUCGUCGGCUACAAAUGCAACUUCACUCGCUCUCAAGAAGGAGCUCGUGGCGACAGACUCGGAGCUACACAAGCCAGAACCUCCAAAGAAACGACAACCGAGUUCUAAACCGAUGCGAGUCACUGCGAAUGUCACUGCGCGGAACUUGUGCGCUCUUGACUGGCAACAGAAUGGCAACCAAACAGAACCUGCAUGCGUUUUUGCAGCUUAUUGGAACAAGCUCUCGAAUGCCGACAAAGAGGCGUACAAGCGAAAGGCUGCCGCUGCUUGCCUCAACUCGUCGUCGUCUGCUCAAAGUGUUCCCGGUUCGGAUUAG